Camelina sativa (false flax) is the source of this 1217-nucleotide messenger RNA. NCBI's taxonomy places the organism in Eukaryota, Viridiplantae, Streptophyta, Magnoliopsida, Brassicales, Brassicaceae. The record is from RefSeq and is a predicted model, not a curated record.
UAAGAAAAAGCCCUUUUAGCCCUAAAUAUCCCAAAAUUUUAUCAUAUGUUCUUUCCUUAUGUGGCUCUCUCUCUCUACUACUCUUUCCCUUUCUCCUCUUUCGAUCAACAGCUUAACCCACCACCACCAAAUCUCUCAGCUGAACCGUUUCUUUUCUCACCUCCGGUUAUCGGAUUAGCCAGAUCUCGUCGUCUCGAUUUCAGAAAAAGGAGUUGAAAGAAAUGGGAAGGGGAAAGAUCGCGAUAAAGAGGAUCAAUAACUCAACGAGCCGUCAGGUUACGUUCUCGAAGCGGAGGAAUGGUUUGUUGAAGAAAGCUAAGGAGCUUGCGAUUCUCUGCGAUGCUGAGGUUGGUGUUAUCAUCUUCUCUAGCACCGGUCGCCUCUACGAUUUCUCCAGCUCCAGCAUGAAGUCGGUCAUAGAGAGAUACAGCGAUGCCAAAGGGGAAACCAGUUCAGAAAAUGACCCCGCUUCGGAAAUUCAGUUCUGGCAAAAGGAGGCUGCGAUUCUAAAGCGACAGCUACAUAACUUGCAAGAAAACCACCGGCAAAUGAUGGGGCAAGAACUCUCUGGACUAAGUGUAGACGAAUUACAGAAUUUGGAAAAUCAGCUUGAGUUGAGCCUUCGUGGCGUUCGAAUGAAAAAGGAUCAAAUGUUAAUCCAAGAAAUACAAGAACUCAACCGAGAGGGGACUCUUGUGCACCAAGAGAAUUUAGACCUUCACAAGAAAGUUAACCUAAUGCACCAACAGAAUAUGGAAUUGCAUGAAAAGGUUUCAGAGGUUGAGGGUGUGAAAAUCACAAACAAAAAUUCUCUUCUCACAAAUGGUCUAGACAUGAGAGAUAACUCAAGCGAACAUGUCCAUCUUCAGCUCAGCCAACCGCAGCAUGAUGAGACGCAUGCAAAAGCUAUCCAACUCAACUACUUUUCCUUCAUUGCAUAAUAUAUGUGGUGUGCGUAAAUACGCACACACUUAUGUUGAUGACCUCGUCGGAAUCAUAUCUCAAUUAACUGUAGUAGCUUGUCACUGCAUAAGCAAAGAUACAUAAACAUGAUCGGUUUGCAAUCCAUUUUCUAUCAAACACCAGCUUUGUAACUUUUAAAAAAAACUUGUUUCUCCCUGCCAAGAACCUUGGUUUGGCACUUAAGCAUGUUAGUUUGAUGAUCAAAGGAAAUGAGUGUUUUUUUCACAUAAAAAGUUGUACACUUACGUCGCCAA